UUGAAGCAAACAUUAGCGCCACUAGCUUCUAAAUACUGGCACCGUUUCAGGGCUGCGAGUUGACAUGGAGAUUCUGAGAGACGACGAAGAGGAUGAGCUGAAAUACAAACGUGCAGGGCGCUUGGACAUGAGCCACGGCUUCCUGCACCAUAUCCGGAGGAACCAGAUUGCUAGGGAUGACUAUGAUAAAAAGGUGAAGCACGCCAAAGAGCUGCAGCUGCGGAGGAACCCCACCACCCCCAGGCGACCCCGUCGACCUGACAUCCAGGUGUACCAUCCACGGCGAAGACACGCAUCAGAACCAGGGGCUGGUGCUGAGGCUGAGGAGUGGAACGAGAGCGGGUCGAGCACAGAGACUGAAACGCAUGGGACUGAACUCUUCUGGCUCGACUAUCAGGCAGACUCUGGUGCCGUCACGUCCUUCCUUGUGCACAAGGAAGAUAAGCCUGAGAUAGUAGUUGAAAGUGUUGCGGAAAAGAACAGCUUGGAUUCAGCCAUGAGGGCAGCUCUGGUGGCUCGGAUUCGAAAGGAAAUGGACAAAAGACGGGACAAACGCUGAGUGAUAUCAAAACCACGAAUGUGAUGUCAAAGGCUCUACAGGCAAAGCCCUGUGGAAUAAUAUUUCGUUCACAGUUCUGUGCUCUUCGGUGAGCGCUGUUCACAUUGUUGGAGGAAUAACGAGGAACCGGGUCCUGUGCAGCCGCUGUCGGCAGAGAUCCCAAUGUGUUCUCCAACAAAGUUUUCUGUUAUUAAAGGAGAAGGAACCACAGUUGGUACAGGCGGUGUAGUGUGGAGAGUUCAUGUUCACUGCAUCAUACUCAUCUUUUACCAUUACCUCAUAUAAGGACUGAACACGUUGUUGACUGGACCUGUACAUGUUUGUUUCAGAAAGGACUUUCACAGAACAGUGUUCACCUUGAUCCUCCACUGAACAUGGUUGUGUUUCCUCUGUUUACAAAGAUCAGAAUAGCAGCCUCUCACCGAUCCUAUGUUGUUAAUGUGAGAGUUCCAUUUUGGUUCGUAUUGAAUUGAAGAGUUUAGUGGAUGUUGCCAUGAUGCUGUGUUUGUCUGGCAACUGUGUUUUGUUGUUUUCAGUAUUAUAAUUUAUUCAGGGUUGUUGAA
Messenger RNA from Limanda limanda (common dab), 1122 nucleotides. RefSeq names its product chromosome 5 C2orf68 homolog (gene c5h2orf68). Bases 65 to 559 code for a protein of 164 amino acids. Lineage: Eukaryota; Metazoa; Chordata; Actinopteri; Pleuronectiformes; Pleuronectidae. The record is from RefSeq and is a predicted model, not a curated record. The transcript has 4 exons.